Owenia fusiformis is the source of this 553-nucleotide messenger RNA. The record is from the annotation of a GenBank genome assembly. NCBI's taxonomy places the organism in Eukaryota, Metazoa, Annelida, Polychaeta, Sabellida, Oweniidae.
GGGAAUCAAGUGAAGUGUAGAAGGAGGAUGUCAAACAUAAAGUCUCUCUGUGUUAUAGUGCUCUUAGGACUGCUAGUUCAAGAUGUCAUAACUGGUGUGUCAAAAGAUGAAUGUCUCAAUGAGCACAACAAGUAUAGAGCCAAGCAUGGUGCUCCUCCACUUGAAUGGGAUAACAAGCUUGCAAAGGCAGCUCAAAAGGUGGCACAAAAUAGCAAGUUUGAACACAGUAACAAUGGCUUUGGGGAGAAUAUUGCAAUGAGCAGUGAUGAAAUGACAUGUGCUAAAGCUAUUAAAAUGUGGUAUGAUGAAGUGAAGGAUUAUGGGAAGAAUAAUGGAGGUGUGACUGGACACUUCACACAAGUUGUAUGGAAAUCGUCAACUAAGGUUGGAUGUAGUGUAGGAAAGCCAGGUGGAAUUUCAUUCAGCAAUGGAAUGAAAGGACAGAUGUUGGCAUGCAACUAUUCACCACCAGGAAACUACCAAGGGGAAUAUGAAAAAAAUGUGCAAGCUUAAGGAAAUACAUGUACACAUUCUGAAAAUAUUGAAGUGAUAU